Molecule: messenger RNA, 2866 nt
Organism: Polyodon spathula (Mississippi paddlefish)
Lineage: Eukaryota; Metazoa; Chordata; Actinopteri; Acipenseriformes; Polyodontidae
Product: calpain-2 catalytic subunit-like
Exons: 21
Coding region: 93-2195 (700 amino acids)
Biological process (GO): proteolysis
Cellular component (GO): cytoplasm
Molecular function (GO): calcium-dependent cysteine-type endopeptidase activity; calcium ion binding
Source: RefSeq, a predicted model, not a curated record
AGCCUACAGGUGUGUUAUACCUUUGCAAACAGAGGCAGACAAGCAUCGGCUCGGGAAGAUACUGUAGUGCGUCAUAAUAUUCCUGAAGAACCAUGUCUGGGGUUGCGUCGAAACUUCAACGAGACAGGGCAAGGGCAGCCGGUAUUGGCGCCAACGGAAAUGCAGUGAAAUAUAUGAACCAGGACUUCGAUUGUUUAAGAAAUGAAUGUCUGCAGGCUGGUAAACUCUUUACAGAUGAAACGUUCCCUGCUUUGGCGUCUUCUCUGGGAUAUAAUGAACUGGGGCCAAAUUCCUCUAAAACACAAGGUGUUAGCUGGAAAAGACCCACGGAGUUGUGUUCCAGCCCACAGUUUAUUGUGGGGGGUGCCUCCAGAACUGAUAUCUGCCAAGGGGCCCUGGGGGACUGCUGGCUCCUGGCUGCCAUCGCCUCUCUGACCCUCAACGAGGAUGUUUUGGCCCGGGUCGUUCCCAGCGGACAAAGCUUCAAGGAGAACUACGCCGGAAUCUUUCACUUCCAGUUCUGGCAGUUUGGAGAGUGGGUUGACGUGGUGAUUGAUGACAGACUGCCCACGAGGAACGGAAAGCUGCUGUUUGUCCACUCAGCCGAGGGGUCAGAGUUCUGGAGCGCUCUGCUGGAGAAGGCCUACGCCAAGCUAAACAGCUCUUACGAGGCUUUGUCGGGCGGGAGCACUACUGAAGGGUUUGAGGACUUCACUGGAGGCAUUGCAGAGGCUUACGAUCUCAAGAAGCCUCGCCCCCAGCUUUUCAAGAUCAUCCAGAAAGCUCUGAGGAGAGGGUCUCUCCUGGGCUGCUCCAUAGAUAUCACAAGCUCUGCAGAAACAGAAGCUGUGACAUCACAGAAGCUGGUGAAGGGGCACGCCUACUCAAUCACUGCAGCUGACGAGGUGGAAUAUCAAGGCCAGCAGGAAAAGCUGAUCAGGAUCCGUAACCCAUGGGGUCAGGUAGAGUGGACUGGACCCUGGAGUGACAAUUCUCAACAGUGGAGCUCCACCAGCGAAGCUGACAGGAGGAGACUGAGAAACAACUCAGAAGACGGAGAAUUUUGGAUGUCCUUCUCUGAUUUCCUGACUCACUACUCCCGUGUGGAGAUCUGUAACCUGACCCCCGAUGCCCUGACCAGUGACGAGUACAAUAAGUGGGAUUUGUCCAAGUAUGAGGGGAGCUGGAGGAGCGGCUCCACUGCUGGCGGCUGCAGGAACUACUCGGACACUUUCUGGACGAACCCCCAGUUUGUGCUCAAGCUGGAGGAGGUGGACGAUGACCCUGAUGAUGGGGAGGACGGCUGCACCUUCCUGGUGGGUCUGAUACAGAAGAACCGCAGAAGGCAGAGGAAGAUGGGAGAGGACAUGCACACCAUCGGCUUCGCCAUCUACGAGGUUCCGGAGGAGUAUGCCGGGAAAAGGAAUGUGCACCUGAGCAAAAACUUCUUCUUGAGGAAUCAGUCCAAGGCGCGCUCCGAGACCUUUGUCAACCUGCGGGAGGUGUGCAGCCGCUUCAAGCUGCCGCCCGGAGAGUACCUCGUGGUCCCCUCCACCUUCGAGCCGCACAAAAAUGGGGACUUCUGUCUGCGUGUCUUCGCAGAGAAACAGGCCGAGACGCAGGAGCUGGAUAACGAGGUUCAAGCAAAACUGGACGAGGUUGAAAUUACUGAAGGUGACGUUGAUGACAAGUUCAGGAAACUGUUCUCCAAUCUAGCAGGACAGGACAGUGAAAUUUCAGUGUUUGAACUGCGUAACAUACUUAACAAAGUAGUAUCAAAGCGUUCUGACAUUAAGACAGACGGAUUCAGCCUGGAAACCUGUCGGACCAUGGUCAACCUUUUGGAUAAAGAUGGAACUGGGAAGUUGGGUUUGGUGGAGUUCAAGAUACUGUGGACCAAAAUUGAGGGCUAUCUGAAUAUCUACCGGAGUAGAGACGUUGAUCGCUCUGGUACUAUGAGCUCACAUGAGAUGCGUGUGGCCAUCCAAGAAGCAGGUUUCACUUUAAACAACAUGUUGCUCCAGACUGUGGUUGCGCGUUACUCCGAGGCCGACCUCACGGUUGACUUCGACAACUUCGUUGGGUGUCUGGUUCGUUUGGAAACCAUGUUUAAACUGUUUAAAGCCAUUGACACAGAGAAAAGUGGAUCUGUGGAGUUUACACUAUUGGCAUGGCUGAAUUUCACAAUGAUUUAAGGCAGCUGAGAGCUCCAGCAGUCAGUCCCAGCAUGAACUGUCUCAAGGAUUUGCUGCCUGAAACACAGAAAAGCUGUGGCAAGGCUACUGCAGCUCAUUCAAGCUGUGCCGUACGAGACAGGGAGACUGUCAAAUGGAUUUGCUUUUAUACUGCUCUGAUAUACGAUUUCUCAAUUGAUAUUUAGAAAUGAAGGACUUUGCAGUUCUGUUGUUUUAAAUUAUAUUUUGUUGCAUUUUUGUUUGGUACCUGUCAAUGGUGGCUAACAUUCGAGAAGGGCUACCUCACUAGUACCAUAAACUAAUUUACUUGGACGUAUUGAAAUAAAUAUAUUGUAUGCUGCAAUUAACUGACUAAGGUGUAUGGGCAGACUUUUUUGCAGAAAAUGCCUUUUAUUAUAAAACAAAAAGCAUGCUUUUACUAUGGGAAACUGUAAUAAGGGUUGUGGUAGCAGUAACAAAAAUACUACUUUAGAGAAGAUAAUUCAAGACUGACACUAUCAGUACAUAAUGGGUUAUAUUUUAUUGAAUAAAGAUCCUAACCCUAAAGCUUUAUGUAAAGUGUUCAUCAAACUACUAUAUUGCCACAUGUUUUCACUUUUGUGGUUUCUGGUGCAUGGGUACUUAAAGGGAGUGUUGAUCAGUGUGGAAGUAUAACAAAAUGUUUACCUUUG